Messenger RNA from Aspergillus mulundensis, 1065 nucleotides. RefSeq lists its product as uncharacterized. The transcript has a single exon. The record is from RefSeq and is a predicted model, not a curated record. Bases 1 to 1065 code for a protein of 354 amino acids. NCBI's taxonomy places the organism in Eukaryota, Fungi, Ascomycota, Eurotiomycetes, Eurotiales, Aspergillaceae.
AUGAAAUACCGCGGCGUCGUCUACGACGUCGGCCUAAACUUCAACGGCACCGGGCUCUCCGUCGAGCCUUUCUCGCCGCCUCAAGCCGAGUACGAUAUGCGAGUCAUCGCCACCGAGCUACACGCCAACGCGGUCCGCAUCGAAGGCGAGGAGAUCGGCCGGCUGGUCACAGCGACAAGGGCGGCCCAUUCCGCCGGACUAACGGUCUUCUUCAACCCAUGGAAGAUGAAUGACGAUGUCACCGGGACGCGAGUCUACCUAGAAGAGGCCGCGAAGGAGGCAGAGAAACUGCGCAACGAAGGGGUUGGCAUAAUCUUCGUGGCCGGCUGCGAGUACAGCAUUUUCAGCAAGGGUGUCUUCCCGGGCGAGAGCUUCAAUGAGCGGGUGAUGUGGAUGGCCUCUCACUUUCCGCAGGGCCAGAUGCCGGAAGGUGGGAACAUGCCGCCGGCCUUUCGCGAGAAGGCGGGCGCAUUGAACGAAGCGCUGCGCUCUUUCGUGGCAACUGCACGUUCUCAUUACCACGGGCCUCUAACGUACUCCGCUGGCACUUGGGAAGCCGAGUUCAUUGACUGGGGUAUGUUCGACAUGGUCGGACUUGACUACUACCGCCGCGGCGAGAGCGAAGAACAGUAUGUCUCAGGUCUCCAGCUGUACAAGCGAUUCGAAAAGCCUCUUGUCGUCAUGGAAGUCGGGUGCUGCGCGUACGAGGGCGCAGCGGAGCGCGGAGACGGCGGCUUUGCGCUUCUGAAGGGCACGAACCCGGACGGCAGUGGGAUUUUCGAGGGUGGUGUUGUUCCGACGAGGAGCGAGGCUGAGCAGGCUGGGUACAUAGGCACUCAGCUUGGUCUGCUUGAUUCUGCGGAGGCCGGGGUCGAUGGGGUGUUUGUGUUUGUGUUUGCGUUUCCGUGCAUGCGGGCUGGCGAGGGGGCCAAGGAUCUGGAUAUGAUGACUUUUUCGUUGGUCAAGUACUUUCCAGAGGAAGAUUCAAGGAACAGUGUUACGCCACCCUGGGAACGGAAGGAAUCGUUUCAUCGCGUGGCUGAUGUAUUUGGGCAGAUGGAGUGA